Colletotrichum phormii is the source of this 1456-nucleotide messenger RNA. RefSeq lists its product as uncharacterized. The coding region runs from base 105 to 1217 and encodes 370 amino acids. Lineage: Eukaryota; Fungi; Ascomycota; Sordariomycetes; Glomerellales; Glomerellaceae. The transcript has a single exon. The record is from RefSeq and is a predicted model, not a curated record.
CUCGAGUCAAGCUUGAGUCCCUGACGCUGGAGUCAACGCAGACUGAGCCCACGACGCGGUUGCCCCGGGGCUCCCUGGCUGGCGGUCACGAACAAAGCUCGCACAUGUGGUCCAUAACGGCGGGGAUGGUGCCUGCGGUUAGCUCCGCUCGGCGGUACUCAGUGGAGGAUUUUGAUGGAGCUUGGCAUGAGCGGGCGGAUGCCGGGCACGUCUCCAGGAGCCAGACAAAUGGCUCCGUUCGCAGAGGGGCCGGAAUAGCGCCGCAAAUCAUCUUGAUCCAAAAUAGCUGCAGGUCCCUGGCAAACUUGGGACUGAAGAAAGCUCAGCUGAAGCCCCAAACGAGAGAAGGGCUACCAAGGGGGCAACACGGACUCGAACGUCUAGGACGACUUAUUUGUUCCCUCGUUUCUUCUGGCCAUUUGCCUUAUUUUGAGCCGUUGCCGUUCCGUUGUGCAGCUCAUCCGAAGUUGAUUGGUCUUGAACCCUUUUCCCCCGCACAUCUCCAAGGUCAUCCCUCGAUUUGGUCCAUGGUCAUCGUCAGAUCGAUCUUUCUUCUCAACUUCUUUUCAUCAUCAGCUGACUCACAAGACGACCACCUCACACGACCUUUACCUCAGCUCUACUGCUAUUACUGCUACUUACCUACACAGUAUACCUCAUACCUCUCAGUACGGAUACAGAAACGGCAGCAACCCUCCUUUUGCUCGUGGCCGCCCCUCAUCCUUUCCCCCCCCUUCUCUCUCCGCUUCUCAUUCGCCUCGAACUGUCGUUUCUUUUUUCCCCGCAUUUGCACAGGCAAGCCGCAAGCUGCACGCCGCACCGCACGCCGCACCGCACGCCGUACGCGCAACGGAAGACGAGACAGGAAGACAGACAGACACUGGACGUCCAGACGAGACGAGACAAGACUGGACAGAAACUGGACAGGACAGGACAAGACCGACAGCCGAUCCCGACGGUCAUCGAGCAGACAUCGGACACGGAGUGAGAAGCUGAGAGCAGCAACCAACAAACCUUCAUGCGCUAGCGACAACCAACAAGACAACCCCCCGACGCCAUCCACCAGCCAGCUACCGACACCUCGACUGAUGAGGCGAGGACUGACGAGAGACGCUACUUACGCUACGCUAUCCGUACAUACAUACCUACCUUCCUCCGUACCCUACGUACUUCACCUCACAGCCAGGCCACACCUUACCGACCCUACCUUACCUUAGCUUCCUUCCCCUUCCCCUUCCCUUGCCGGUGAGGGGCUGAGGCGGCUGAGGCGGCCGAGAGUGGACUGGAACUGGCUUUUUGACCGGGGGGAGGCUGGGCUGCAGCACUGUCCGAGUCGAGGCUUGUUGCUCCACGACAGGUCUGCUUCUGCACUGCACUGCUUUUCUGCUGGACUGCGACUAAUCAUCACUCCACCGCGAAAUCUCUCGCUCAAACUCUUUAACGGCCGUCACCCCUG